GCACGUUCCUUUCACUCGUCAAAAGAACAGGAAGUGAGCCGAAGAGUUUCACGUUGGUACCUAAACUAUCGACUGUCAAACAAAGUCCAGAAGGAGUUGAUGGUUUAUGGAUUUAACACCGGAGAGACGACAAAUCUCAAACAGCACCGACCGAUAUGAGCGUCAAUGAGGAAGUCAGUUUUGAUGCAAAAGAGCACCAACACCUGCGUUACAACCCUCUGCGUGACACAUGGGUCCUUGUGUCGGCCCACCGGAUGAAGAGACCCUGGGCCGGUCAGGUAGAGAAGCCUCCUGAGGAACAUGUACCCAGACACGACCCACACAACCCGCUCUGUCCUGGGAACACGCGUGCGAACGGAGAGAUAAAUCCAGAUUAUGACAGCACUUUUCUUUUUGAAAAUGACUUCCCUGCUCUUCAGCCAGAUGCCCCAGAUCCUGGGUCAGGUCAACAUCCAUUGUUCCAGUCGAGAGCUGCCAGGGGCGUCUGUAAGGUCAUGUGUUUCCAUCCCUGGUCAGACGUCACCCUUCCUCUCAUGAAAAAAGAAGAAGUUGUCAAAGUGAUUGACAAGUGGGCGGAGCUUGUUGAAGAACUAGGAAGCACGUACCCCUGGGUUCAAAUCUUUGAGAACAAAGGAGCUAUGAUGGGCUGCUCAAAUCCACAUCCGCACUGUCAGGUGUGGGCCAGCAACUUCCUUCCCAACGAGCCGGCUCUGUCAGACCGCUGUCAGAGAGCCUUCCAUCAGAAACACGGAGAGCCGCUGCUGCUGCAAUACGCCAAACAGGAGGCCGAGAAAAAGGAGCGCGUGGUGGUGGAGACUUCUGAUUGGCUGGCGGUGGUUCCGUAUUGGGCGACAUGGCCGUACCAAACGCUGUUGUUGCCACGACGCCAUGUCCUCCGGAUCAAUGAUCUGACCGCAGAGGAGAGGGAAGGUCUGGCUGAUAUUAUGAGGCGACUACUGACCAAGUAUGACAAUCUGUUUGAAAUCUCCUUCCCCUACUCCAUGGGCUGGCACGGAGCCCCGACUGGCCCCCAUUUAACGGAAGACAAUUCCCAUUGGCAGCUUCAUGCUCACUACUACCCUCCUCUGCUGCGCUCAGCUACCGUUAAGAAGUUCAUGGUGGGGUAUGAGAUGCUUGCCCAGGAGCAAAGGGACCUGACCCCUGAACAGGCUGCUGAGAAGCUAAGGAACCUAUCAGAAGAACACUACAAGACCAGAGACAACUAAAAAGAGACGGAGGAAUAUGAAGUAUAAGUGUAACGACCUCUGUGACUGAUGAAUUGCUUUUUUGGGAGGAAUUACUAUGAUUAUCACUUUCAAACUUGACAUUUAACACAUGGUGCAGCACAUUAAAGUCCCUUUGUGAACAGAUGCAGUAAUGUGUAUAUAUUUGUAAUACAUUUAUGUGGACAAAGAAAAGCUGUUCUUUGCUUCCUUACUGUAAUUAGGAAAUGGCCUCAAACAUAAUUGUCAAUCAAACUCCUAAUUAACGUUUUAAAGGGGACAUUUAGAAAACAUUUACUCCCUCCCACUCUCCGUUUGGUCGAGCUUAAACACACUUUGUUGGUUGUUUUUUCGUAAUGAAAGCCUUUGGACCACAUUGCUUAUUUGUUCCAACAACACAAGCAGUUGUUUGUUUGUUUUUUGUGAAUGUUGUCACAUGUAAAGUAUAUAACUCCUAAAGUAGUUAACGGCAAUCCAAACGACAAUUUUCCGCCCCAAAGGACUGACAGUACAGUGCUUUAUUUUGCAUAGAGGAAUGAUUUGAGAGAUUUCAUGUUUUUUUCCUUUCGCUUAAGACAACAAAGUUAUCCUGAAUUAACAUAAAAAGAGCAUUGCUACGCAGCUCCAAGAGCGGUAUUGAAUGUGAAAUGCUUUGACGAAUGCAAUAAACCCGGUUAUUUGACA
Gasterosteus aculeatus aculeatus (three-spined stickleback) is the source of this 1907-nucleotide messenger RNA. It is a transcript of the gene galt, whose product is annotated as galactose-1-phosphate uridylyltransferase. The record is from RefSeq and is a predicted model, not a curated record. Lineage: Eukaryota; Metazoa; Chordata; Actinopteri; Perciformes; Gasterosteidae. Gene Ontology annotation, molecular function: UDP-glucose:hexose-1-phosphate uridylyltransferase activity; zinc ion binding. Gene Ontology annotation, cellular component: cytoplasm. Gene Ontology annotation, biological process: beta-D-galactose catabolic process via UDP-galactose, Leloir pathway.